AGUGUCACUUUGCUGCCAGCGCUGGGCAGCAGCCAAGUCAGGGCGGUCACCGCUCGGACACCUGAGCACUGGAAAAGGCACCGUUGCCCUGUUGGCACCGCCUUGAUGCUUGCCUCCCCUUCUCUACCUCCUUUCGUUCUUUUGACCCUGUCCCCUGUGUCCUCUCUCUAGGCUCCUGGCCCGACAGCUGGUGCCUGGAUCUCAGCUCCCUCAAGGCCACCUCUUGGGACUCGGCGCUGCCCUGAUGAGCCCAAGCUGCGCCUGUCGGCUGCCUGUGAAACUCCCUCAGCAGUGGCAUGAUGGCGUCGGCGGUGGUGGACAGUGGUGGGUCUCUUCUGGAGCUUUCCGGUGGUGGCUUGAAACGCCAAGAGGAUGGGGAGAAGGUUCCUGAGUACCCUGCGGUGAUUGUGGAACCCGUCCCGAGUGCCCGGCUGGAGCAGGGCUACGCGGCACAGGUGCUGGUGUAUGACGGCGACACAUACCUGCUGCAGGAUGUGGCCGAGGAACAGGAGGUGGAGACGGAGAACGCGGAGCCGGUGGAAGCUUCUGUUCACAGCAGCAGCGCACACUGCCAGGACAAGACCAUUGAGGCGGCCGAAGCUUUGCUGCACAUGGAGUCCCCAACCUGCCUUCGGGAGGCCCGCAGCCCUGGUGGUGGAAGUGUUUGUCCCUCCUUGUGUGUCAACUCCAGAAUUCAUCCAUGCUGCCAUGCGUCCUGAUGUUAUCACAGAGACAGUGGUGGAGGUGUCAACGGAGGAGUCUGAACCCAUGGACACCUCUCCCAUCCCCACUUCUCCUGAGAGCCACGAGCCCAUGAGAAAGAAGAAAGUUGGCCGCAAACCAAAGCCCCAGCAGUCGCCGGUUUCCAAUGGGUCUCCUGAGUUAGGUGUAAAGAAGAGACCCAGAGAAGGCAAAGGAAACACAACCUAUUUGUGGGAGUUUCUUUUAGACCUACUUCAAGAUAAGAACACUUGCCCCCGGUAUAUUAAGUGGACACAGAGAGAAAAGGGCAUUUUCAAGCUUGUGGAUUCCAAGGCUGUCUCCAAGCUCUGGGGGAAGCAUAAGAACAAGCCAGACAUGAACUAUGAGACGAUGGGUCGAGCACUGAGGUACUACUACCAACGGGGCAUUCUCGCCAAGGUGGAAGGCCAGCGGCUCGUCUACCAGUUCAAGGACAUGCCCAAAAACAUAGUGGUCAUCGAUGACGACAAGAAUGAAGCCUGUGGUGAGGAGGCAGCAGCAGCCCCGGCAGCCCCAUCUCUAGAGCGUGUGUCAGUGUCGGCUGAAGGGCUCCUGAAGGCCGUGGCCUCGGCCCGCGCGGGGAAGAAUCAGGCACUCGGCUGCUCCCGGCCUGAGAAGGGUGGUGUCCGAGGGCCCACUGUCACAUCUCCUGACUCCUCACCCCGAUCUCCGCCUGCUGCUGCAUCUGUGGCUUCACCAGCAGCUCCACGGACAGUCCGUGUGGCGAUGCAGGUGCCUGUGGUGAUGACGUCUCUGGGCCAGAAACUCUCCACGGUGGCUGUGCAGUCAGUUAGCGCAGGUGCGCCCCUGCUCACCAGCACCAGCCCCAGCUCCGCGGCCUCCCCAAAGGUGGUGAUCCAGACAAUCCCAACCGUGCUGCCCGCCUCGGCCGACAGCGGCGAUAAGAUUACCAUGCAACCUGCCAAAAUCAUCACUAUCCCCGCCACACAGCUGGCUCAGUGCCAGCUGCAGACCAAGUCCACUCUGACGGGCUCAGGGGGCAUUAACCUCGUGGGCACCCCGCUGGCAGUGCGAGCACUUACCCCUGUGUCCAUUGCCCACGGCACCCCCGUUAUGAGACUCUCGGUGCCCGCCCCCCAGGCCUCUGGCCAGACCUCACCCCGGGUCAUCAGUGCCCUCCUCAAAGGGCCUGAGGUCAAGGCGGAGUCGGUGCCUUCAAAGCCAGAGCCUGAAGGGAAGACCCUGCAGCUGAUCCCUGAGGAGAAGGCUGUGGAGGCAAGUAAGACCGUCACCCACGUGGUGGUGGUAAGUGCGCCCUCAGCCAUCGCCCUGCCUGUCACCGUGAAGACGGAAGGACUGGUGGCCUGUGAGAAGUGAGCUGGCCCUGUGGCGCUGGGAAGGACUGGACUGAUGGGAGUGCUCCGUAGGUGGGGCAGGGACAGGGACGGCUGGAGAUUACAGUCAAAAGACUUGACUCAAAGCAUUUUAAUGCUGAUUAGCAAACAAUCAACCUUCUUGGAAGUGAACCGGCUUCCCAUGUUUCAGUGGGAAGCGAGCCCGCACUCACCACACCCGAUGCUGAUGGAAACGGCCUCUCCUGCCCGAUGGAGCCCGCUGUGGAGGUGCGCCAGGGACCAACCAGUCACUACAAUGUCAGUCAUCACACUAAGCUCGGCACACUAACCUUCUCGAAGAGGGGCCGUGGUCGUGGGGGUCAGGGCGAGCCAGCGAGUGAGCGUGGAGUUCCCCAAGAGCAAGUUGCGCUGCAUCUGAUGUGCAUACCAGCAAUUACUACUGUGCUCGCACAGAACUCACUUAACUGGUGCUAUGUGAAGACUCUGCUAAUAUAGUUCUUUUAGAAUGUGAAUGGAAGAGCGGAUCCAAAAGCUUCAGAAAGGAGAGCAAAAAAAAAAAAAGACCGAGUGUUUUUUCCCUUUGGGUUGGUUUAUUUUUUUUAUUUUUUUAAAAAAUCAUAUAGCUUUUAAGCUGAUUUAAAACAAAGGCCUUAGACUAAUUUUCGGUUUUCUUUCUUGAAAUAAGCUAAUGGCUUGUUUGUGUAAAGCUUUUUUAUUAAAAGAAAAAAAUUUAAAAAUCUUGUACCUAGCACAGUAUUGUUAUAGAAUUUACAUGUAACAUUUUAUAUGGUAGUUUUCCGUCUGUCCGUUUCUUCAUUGUGGACAAGGUUACAGUGGACUCGGGCCUGCUGCCACAGGCCUGUGCCACUCUGCAGCCUGCACCCUGGCAUCGGUGCCCGCCCACACAGCGGCUCCACUUUCACUGUCUCUUGGAAGGUCAGGCCUAGCAUGAAUUUUUGUCAGAUAGCUCUAAUAUCCGGAGUUUUGUUUUCUUUUUUUUUUAGUUGAAGUUUUAAAGAGGGGAAAGUACCAGUGUUCAGAUUUGAACUAUAAUAGUUUGUAUAUUCAACAUUUGAAGUAUAUUCUAUUUUGUUGUACUCUUGUUUCAAAGUGUAUUCAAGUAGGUUUUCUGAAAUAUAGAUAAUGAAAUUUA
Suncus etruscus (white-toothed pygmy shrew) is the source of this 3210-nucleotide messenger RNA. It is a transcript of the gene ELF2, whose product is annotated as E74 like ETS transcription factor 2. The record is from RefSeq and is a predicted model, not a curated record. Gene Ontology annotation, biological process: regulation of transcription by RNA polymerase II; cell differentiation. The transcript is spliced from 8 exons. NCBI's taxonomy places the organism in Eukaryota, Metazoa, Chordata, Mammalia, Eulipotyphla, Soricidae. Gene Ontology annotation, cellular component: nucleus. The coding region runs from base 466 to 2079 and encodes 537 amino acids. Gene Ontology annotation, molecular function: sequence-specific DNA binding; DNA-binding transcription factor activity, RNA polymerase II-specific.